Ectocarpus siliculosus is the source of this 2307-nucleotide messenger RNA. NCBI's taxonomy places the organism in Eukaryota, Phaeophyceae, Ectocarpales, Ectocarpaceae. The record is from the annotation of a GenBank genome assembly.
AUGGCCGGUGAUCGGGCCCAGGCUAUGACGGCCAGAGCUCUGGAAAACCUCUCCAACGACCCGGAUUUAGAUGAAUCGUUGGCCAGCGGUGCUGCUCUUGCGUAUGGUGGCCCCGUCCCGCGAGUGCCCAGCCGCGCUAAGAGAGCCGCUGUUGCAGGAGGAGGAGCAGGGUCCUUGCCAGGAACAUCAACAGCGGGUGCCCCGAGAUCAUCGCCAAGGCCGGGAAGAGACCGCGCUGUUCCUGCCCCCGCCCGGCCGCGACCGCCUCCGAAACGCGGGCCCGUCGUGCUGCUACGGGGAGCCCGGGCGGAGGCAGCGAAGAAGGCCCUCGCGCUAAAUCUCAAGCUCCAGACGGCUCUGCGGAAGGAGCUCAGCGUCGUGGACGAGUCCUUGCAAAGAAACAAAGAGAUUCUGAAGACCGCCGAGGAACGGCUGUCCUCCCGGAGGUGCAUGGGCAUCACCACCAGCACUGAGAAGUUCAGGUGGUCCAAGGCCGUCAGCAAGUUCCUCUCGGUCAACGGACACCCGGGGAAGCUUGGGCUCCACAAGGAACAGGAGGCCAUGCUCCGCAGCGAUCCCAUCCCAUGGCAGAGCCGGGAUGUCAAGGCCCUGCUGAACCACAUUUCCGCGGAGUAUCCCGAUGCGGUUAGCCCCGUCACCGCCGAAGAGACCCUCCGCAAGAUCGACUGGGAGAAGGCGGCCCUCUCGGUCGACCAGACCACACAUCGAGGCAUCAAGCGGCAGCGGUUGCGCCGCGUCCGCACGGCCGAGGAGUGCCGCUUGAGGUGGACUCACGUCGACAUGCCCGGAGCCACAACCGGUACCACGUGGUCCAAGGAAGAGGACUUAGCCAUCAUGGUGCAGGCCGAUGAACGGGGCGCCAGAGAGUGGGUCAAGAUCGCAGAGGAGGUGCGCAAGGUCAACGGGGGCCUGAAGCAGCGGUCGGCCAUCGACUGUCUCAGGAGAUACCAGGCCACCCUCAACACCAAGCUCGUGAGUUGGAACAGGUGGAGCCCACAAGAGGACGAACUGCUGCACGAUGCCAUCAAGCGUCACGGCUGCAAGGCGUGGCUUAGUGUGGCGCGAGACGUGCCGGGGAGGAGUACGCUCCAGUGCUACAACCGUUUCCUCAAGAGCGGUCUCCAGUGGCUCGCCGCGUCGGCGGCCCCCCGGCCACCACCGCCUCAUCACGACCACCACCACCACCACCUCCAGCCGAAGCCUGAACCUACCACCGGCCACGCCGACACCGCAGGCGGGGACGGCGAAACGCCUCCCCAAGGCGGCUUCGCCAAAGAGGAGGGAGAGGAGGAGGAGGAGGAGGAGAGCAACGAAGAAGAGGGAGAGGAAGACGAUGACGACGACAACGACGAAGAUUUUGUGCCGCCGGGCGGAGGCGGGGGCGGCGGCGGAGUCCGCUCGCGAGGGCACCACCCUAACGCCUCCCCGGCGGCCAGGCACCGCGACCACCACCACCACCGGCCCCCCGACCACCCCAACCCACGAACGAACCGGAGCUGGGGCACCUGGACGCUGGACGAGGAGCGCCACCUCUGCCUCGCGGUGCGCGCGCUCAUGCCGAGGGAGAGGCGGAUGGGGGGCCCGCCGUUCGGGGGGGGCGACGGAGGGGGAGGGUCUGCUGCUGCUGCUGCUGCUGCUGCUGCGGGGAAGAGCGGCGAAGGGAGGAAGAGGCGGCGAGAUUCUGACGGUGGCGAGCCUAGGCCGUCAGGGGGCGGGGGGAGGGCACCGGAGACGGGCACGCGAGGGGGACACCCUCGAAAGAACGGCCGCAGCAGUAGCAGCAGUAACAGCAACACGAACAUGCUGGAUUGCUUCGAGGGGGUGAACUGGCAGGAGGUGGCGAGGCUCAUGUCGAACGGAAGGAGCGACAAGCAGUGCCGGCUCAAGUGGUUCGAGGCGAUCGACCCUUCCGUGAACCGCCAGAGGGAGUGGGACGCGGAAGAGGACGCGCGGCUGCGCAAGGCGGUGGAGGCUAGGGGGAUGGGGGAGUGGAGGGCCGUAGAGAUGGACAUGGCGAGCUGGGCGCAGAAGCGGGGCGUGCUCAGGCGCACCGACCACUCGUGCCGGAGGCGGUACAUCGCCAUCGAGCCGGAGAAGCACGAGAAACACUUAAGGUACGUGCAAGACCGGCGGGAGGUAGAGCCGAGGCUAAACGCCCCCUGCCUCGCCGCCCACGGCUUCGGCAAGACCGAGGUCACCCUGAAAGACUUCGACCUUGUUGACGACGAGCUCAACGGAAGCAACCAUGACGGCGGCGACGGCGGCGACGACGACGACAAGUGGUAG